Molecule: messenger RNA, 1929 nt
Organism: Nelumbo nucifera (sacred lotus)
Lineage: Eukaryota; Viridiplantae; Streptophyta; Magnoliopsida; Proteales; Nelumbonaceae
Source: RefSeq, a predicted model, not a curated record
AUCAUUUGUCCUCUAAUUUCUUUCUUCUUCUGUUCUGUCCUUUUCUUUCUUCACUUCCCUCUCUCUCUCUCUCUCUCCAAUCUAAAAAGCACCUCACGAAACCUCACUCCGAAGAUCUUCCUCUUCUUCUCUUCUCUCUCCCUUUCCAGUCAACAUUGCAAAGCAGAAAAGCAGAUGCAGAUUCAUUGAGCCCUUGUGUUCUCGGCAAAACGAUUGCAGAUAUGAAAGGAAUCGAUUUCUUCUGUUCCUCUCUAGCUUCAACCGCCAUAUGCGCAAGCAUGGAUCAACGGUCCAUGGUUCGUCAUGGUGGUCGAGCCAUCGAUCGCCACAAGCCUCCUUCCCUAUUCAUCUCAGUCCCAGGCUCCCAGCCACCCACGAAGCCUAAACCUUACCAUCAUCAAAAGAGUAGAAAGAGUUCUGCUACGCCCAUUGAUCUCAACUACCCCUCCGGGUUCCUCCAGAUAUCUCUUGAGUCAGUUGUAGUUUUGAGGGUGUCAUUGCACUGCAAGGGUUGUGAAGGGAAAGUGAGAAAACACAUCUCCAAAAUGGAAGCACGGGUGACAUCAUUCAACAUAGAUUUCGCGGCGAAGAAGGUAACUGUGGUCGGGGAUGUGAUGUCGUUGGGAGUGCUCCCCAGUGUCUCGAGAAAACAGAGGGGGGAGGGAAAGCUGAGAAUAUGAAAGUUACAUUGGGUACCGGACAACAGUGGAGAUCUGAGAGAAAAAAAUGAUCUUUUGUAUUGUUUCUAAUCUAACUCAGAUCUAAGAUAACCCUGAUGACAACCACUGGAGAUAUCAACGGUAGCAAAGAUCUGAAAUAAAAAACUAGUCUGGAGAUGAGCACGUAUUUAUACGACAAAGGAAAAGAAAAGGUGAGAUCCAAAAUAACUCAAAUCGCCGCUGCUAAGAGUUGCAGCGGUGAUGAAAGCCACCGGAGAGAUCUCAAGACAAAUACUAGUCUGAGCGGGUAUUUAUAGGACAAAGGAAAAGAAAAGAUGGGAUAUGAGAUAACCCAAAUCACCGCUGUUAAGAAUUGCAACGGGGAUGGUUGGAGAGGGUAAACAGGGGAGGUGAGGUUGAAGAAGGAGAGAGAGAGAGAGAGAUGUGAGAUCCCCGCCCAUUGCCGAGAGACCAGUUAUGGUCGAUUAGGUUCUGUGAACGGCCACCACCGCCUGCACAAUUGCAACGGCAACAUCUGCUACGGCUACCAUGGCCGCUUGUAUGGGCGGCCAUUGCUUAUAAGCACCAGUCCGAAGUAGCCUCUCCCAUUGAUGGUGAACCUCACUCCUCCAUGUUUCUUGCAUGGAACCUUGCAAUAUUAAAAGAAGAAACACCAUGCAUGAGCGAGUGCCAGUAGUCUAGCUAUCGUCUGAUAUAUAUUGAAGAAGAGAUCGAACGAUGACUAACGAGUUAAAGUAAGAAGUAAUCAAGAAGAAGAACAAUCUUUGGUAUAGAACUGGAACGAUUCCACCUUGAUAAAUGCCAAUUUUUUCCCAUGCUGGUUGAGCCAUAUCGAAGUGCUGAAGCAGUGGGUUGCACCACCCGCCAUCGUUAUUGGGAAGAGCAUAAUUUGGAGGACAGAAAUUAGUGGCCGUAACGUUGACAGACACCCCUUUCAAACAUCACUGAGGAUCCCUCUUAUAACCGCAGAUGAUCUUAUAGCAUUGCCCUCAUGAAGCCCCGUCAUUAAACAAGUUGCCAUACCCACAAGCUCCCCCUGUGACCAAUCGUCGUCUCUUAUAGAUUCAGAAAAUCGAAACAAUCACGAAGAAACUAAAACAGCACAACCAUAAUGUGUGCUUGUUCUACUCCUUCUCAAUCUCGGUGUCAUAAGACCUCAACCAAGUAGCAUUCAUUCUCCCCGAAUCCCUUAUAGACUUGCCAAAACUCCAUAUUAUGUUAUCUUUCUAGUCGCCGGUGCUAGAAUCCU